Molecule: messenger RNA, 758 nt
Organism: Lampris incognitus (smalleye Pacific opah)
Lineage: Eukaryota; Metazoa; Chordata; Actinopteri; Lampriformes; Lampridae
Gene: nmbb
Product: neuromedin Bb
Exons: 3
Coding region: 93-485 (130 amino acids)
Biological process (GO): neuropeptide signaling pathway; positive regulation of hormone secretion
Cellular component (GO): neuron projection
Molecular function (GO): neuromedin B receptor binding; neuropeptide hormone activity
Source: RefSeq, a predicted model, not a curated record
GAGCCCGAGCCCGAGCCAUCCGUCCCGAUUAAAGAAGGAGCCACUUGGACUUCUGCGCCCUGGAGGAGGACAGCCGCUGCUCCCUUGUUGCGAUGCGUGGGUGCGCGUUGAAUCAGGUUUGCCAUUGCGGUUUGCCGACCUACCUGGUGCUGCUCUCUGUCGUGUCUCUCACCGCCGCGGUCAGCUUCGACCUGACCGAGCUCAGGAACAAAGUUGCCAAAAUCAAAGUGAACCCCAGAGGCAAUCUGUGGGCUACAGGGCAUUUUAUGGGCAAGAAGAGUGUGAUGGACAACACUCUGCUGCCUUCGGCCGACGGCCCGGGUGUGGAUGCGUUCGGAGUUGGCCUGGGUCCGGAACAAAACGAGGAUCUCUUCCAGGAGGUUUUACGAGUGGCCCUACAAGCCCAGGUGGACACGCAGAAAGGCCUUCCGAAAAGCCAGGAGACGGGGUUGCUAAUGAAGAUUUUAGAAAACUACCGAAAGUGAGCUCCUGAACGAAUUAAAGCAUGGACACUCAAGAGGUCAUCUGAUCUGACCUCGCUGGUCAGGAUAACAAUGAUAAUAAUAACAAUGCCCCGUGUCUAUAGUCUUCUUUAUCAUAAUUGUAAUUUCACAGGAACUGACAUUAUCAUAGUUCGCGUCGCUUACAACAGGCUCUACCUGUCACUUGUGUGGGGAAUUUGUUUUCACGUUAUAUGGAUGAUGUGUACUACGACACUGUAUUGUUGAAAACUAUUUAUUUCAAAUAAAAUGAUUCUU